Penicillium oxalicum is the source of this 705-nucleotide messenger RNA. RefSeq lists its product as uncharacterized. Lineage: Eukaryota; Fungi; Ascomycota; Eurotiomycetes; Eurotiales; Aspergillaceae. The coding region runs from base 1 to 705 and encodes 234 amino acids. The transcript has 3 exons. The record is from RefSeq and is a predicted model, not a curated record.
AUGUGCCUCGCCAAGCAGACAGACGAUGAGAACACAUCGGGGCAGAAAGCUCGCACCGAGCUCAGCGCCAGCGAUGAGCACCCGAGGAGGUCAUCGAGAGAUGCGAUAAUGAAAGGGGGUCACGUUGUUCGCGAUGUCCUCGACAAUCGGGAAAAGUCGCAACAAAGACCGAAAUUGACAGGAGAGAGAAAUUUGAACACCAGUUUGGCAGAGAUGAGAUCUGACCAGCUUUGGACCACAAUCUCACGAUUUUACAUGGAAAAGAGGGAUGUUCUUCUUAGGGAUGUUGGACGACUCGAGUUGGAAGGACUGCUCACGUGGAAGAGGGAGGAGAGCGCGCGCGAGAAGACUAUGGCACUGCACGCGGACCAAAUGCGCAGUAUUCCGGGGGGGGGGGGGGGGCCUGCGUCGCCUGACCCGAUCGCCCAUCUGGAACGCGCCGCCGGCGGGUGUGUGGAUUAUGUCAGCGAUGCAACAGGCCCGGCCCGGAUCAUGGAUGGACAUGGAGUGUCCACUAGUAUCAGUGGCCGCAGCACCGGCUUUCUCAUGAAUUCAACCCAUCUAUUCAAAUUUGAAUUUCGACGCACUCAAAUUGAGAUAUAUAUUCCAAAACCAGCAAAUUCCGAUAGCACAUCAUCCGGUAUAUCCUCCUAUGCCAAAUUUGCAUCAGAUAUCGUGCGGUUUUCGGUACCUGCGUGCCCCUGA